AACACUGCUCACAUACAAGCCCCUGCCCCUGCAGCUGCCGGCCCUCCCAGGCGAGGAGGAGGCGGGGCCCUGGAGGCCUGGCCGCAGGUUGCCCUGGAAGGGGUGUGACGAGCCCACUGAGUCAUGCUCUGUUGUUGUUGCUGUCCCUGCCGGCGUCCUGCUCGGCAACCCGGGACGCCUCGGAGGUGGCAGCAGCUCCCGUCUUCCAAGAUCUCGGGAGAGGCCGAUGGUGAGGCGAAUAGGCUGGGGGGGGAGCCGGGGGGGACGGCUGGGGCGGUGGGGAGACCCGGGGCCUGGAUCAGUGCCCCUCCUCCCCAUGCCCCUGCCUCCUCUUCCUCCCCCUCCCUGCCGGGGGCCUGGGGGCGGGAGGGUCUCGGUCUUCUCUCUGUCUCCGGCCCCUCACCUGAGGAGCGGCCUGUCCUCCGCUCCUGCUGCAGCCCCGGGGCCUUCCUGCUCAGCGAUGCAGGGGCCUGGGGCUUCUCAGCCUCGUCACUGUGCCCUCCCCACCCCAGCAACCCCCCCCAAGCAGGCGAGGUCUACCACGACGCCCAUCUCUGCUCCCCGCUGCUGGGGUUCCCACUCCACCCCAGCCCUGGCCUCGGUGACUCCCCUUCCCUCACGCCGAUGCCCCCAGGACCCUCCUGGGCUGCGGAUAGGCCCCCUGAUCCCUGAGCAGGAUUAUGAGCGGCUGGAGGACUGUGACCCUGAGGGGUCCCAAGACUCCCCCCUGCACGGGGAGGACCAGCAGCCCCUGCUGCAUGUGCCCGAAGGGCUCCGAGGCUCCUGGCACCACAUCCAGAACCUGGACAGCUUCUUCACCAAGGUCUACAGCUACCACCAGAGGAACGGCUUCACCUGCAUCCUCCUGGAGGACUUCUUCCAGCUGGGACAAUUCGUUUUCAUCGUUGCCUUCACGACCUUCCUCCUGCGCUGCGUGGAUUACAACGUUCUCUUUGCCAACCAACUGAAUAACCGCACGAGUGCCGGGCCGCUCCACAAGGUGACCUUGUCGGAUGCCAUCCUGCCCUCGGGCCAGUGUGCCCAGCGGAUCCGUGCCAGCCCCCUGCUGGUCUUUCUUCUCAUCCUGGCUGCUGCCUUCUGGCUGUUCCAGCUGCUUCGCUCGGUCUGCAACCUCUUCAGCUUCUGGGACAUCCAGGUGUUUUACAAGGAGGCCCUGCACAUCCCCCCGGAGGAGCUCAGCGCGGCGCCCUGGGCGGAGGUGCAGUCGCGCCUCCUGGCGCUGCAGAGGAGCGGGGGGCUGUGCGUGCAGCCGCGGCCGCUGACGGAGCUGGACGUGCACCACCGCAUCCUGCGCUACACCAACUACCAGGUGGCGCUGGCCAACAAGGGCCUGCUGCCCGCCCGCUGCGCGCUGCCCUGGGGCGGCAGCGCCGGCUUCCUCAGCCGCGGCCUGGCGCUCAACGUGGACCUGCUGCUCUUCCGCGGCCCCUUCUCGCUCUUCCGCGGCGGCUGGGAGCUGCCCGACGCCUACAAGCGCAGCGACCAGCGGGGCGCCCUGGCCGCGCGCUGGCGCCGCACGGUGCUGCUGCUGGCCGCCGUGAACCUGGCGCUCAGCCCGCUGGUGCUGGCCUGGCAGGUGCUGCACGCCUUCUACAGCCACGCCAGCGCCUACCGGCAGAUGGCGCGGCUGCUGCAGUACAGAGCGGUCUCCCUGCUCGAGGAGCUCCUGUCGCCCGUGCUCACCCCCCUGUUUCUGCUCUUCUGGUUUCGCCCCCGCGCCCUGGAGAUCAUUGACUUUUUCCACCACUUCACUGUGGACGUGGCGGGGGUCGGGGACAUCUGUUCCUUUGCCCUCAUGGACGUGAAGCGCCACGGCCACCCUCAGUGGCUCUCGGCGGGACAGACCGAGGCCUCGCUGUCUCAGCGCGCGGAGGACGGGAAGACCGAGCUCUCCCUGAUGAGGUUCUCCCUGGUGCAUCCUCAAUGGCGGCCCCCAGGGCACAGCUCCAAGUUCCUGGGGCAGCUCCGAGGCCGGCUUCAGCAAGAUGCCGCGGCCUGGGGCGCCACUUCGGUUCGCAGCCCCCCCACCCCUGGGGUGCUCAGUGACUCUUCCUCCCCUCUGCCUGAGGCCUUCCUGGCCAACCUCCUGGUGCACCCCCUCCUGCCCCAGAGGGACCUGAGCCCCACUGCGCCCUGCCCAGCGGCCACAGCUAGCCUCCUGGCCUCCAUUUCCCGAAUUGCCCAGGACCCAAGCUGCGUGUCCCCAGGAGGCAGUGGGGGGCAGAAACUGGCCCAGCUCCCAGAGCUGACUUCUGCCGAGAUGAGUCUCCAUGCCAUCUACCUGCACCAGCUCCAUCAGCAGCAGCAGCAGGAAGCGUGGGGCGAGGCUUCCGCCUCCUCCCUGUCCCGGCCCUGGUCCAGCCCCCCGCAGGCCCUCUCGCCCGAUGAGGAGAAGCCAUCCUGGUCCAGUGAUGGUUCCAGUCCUGUCUCUAGUCCCAGACAGCAGUGGAGAGCCCAGAGGGGCCAGACUUUGUUCCCUGGGGGGUUUCAAGAAACCACAGAUGCCCAGAAGGAGCCUGGCCAGGCCCCUGGCACUGACUGAGUGGUCUUCUGGGGCUCUCCAGCUUUUCCAGCACCGGGAGAUGUGACAAGGUGGAGUGGAAGGACCCGCCCAGCUCUCUUUAGAGAUCCCCCCAGGGA
Messenger RNA from Condylura cristata (star-nosed mole), 2661 nucleotides. RefSeq names its product autophagy related 9B (gene ATG9B). Gene Ontology annotation, biological process: protein localization to phagophore assembly site; autophagy of mitochondrion. Bases 227 to 2563 code for a protein of 778 amino acids. Gene Ontology annotation, cellular component: autophagosome; phagophore assembly site. NCBI's taxonomy places the organism in Eukaryota, Metazoa, Chordata, Mammalia, Eulipotyphla, Talpidae. The transcript is spliced from 15 exons. The record is from RefSeq and is a predicted model, not a curated record.